This is a messenger RNA of Rhizophagus irregularis DAOM 181602=DAOM 197198, 1938 nucleotides long. RefSeq lists its product as uncharacterized. The record is from RefSeq and is a predicted model, not a curated record. Gene Ontology annotation, molecular function: protein binding. Gene Ontology annotation, cellular component: small-subunit processome; nucleus; 90S preribosome. Gene Ontology annotation, biological process: maturation of SSU-rRNA from tricistronic rRNA transcript (SSU-rRNA, 5.8S rRNA, LSU-rRNA). Lineage: Eukaryota; Fungi; Glomeromycota; Glomeromycetes; Glomerales; Glomeraceae.
AUGGUCCUUCAAGUUUCGAACCCAAAUAAUGUUAAAAUAUAUACAGUUUCUGGUUCUGGGUGUCGCUCUAUACCAGAUUGGCUGGAGCGAAAGAAAAAAAGAGUAUUAAAAAAUGAUCCAGAAUGGAGAUCUAGAAUAGAAUUAAUUCAAGAUUUUGAGUUCCCUGAAGCUUCAUUACGAAUAAAAUCAACAAGGGAUGGCUGCUUCAUAAUGGCAACAGGUGUUUAUAAACCACAAAUUCGAGUUUAUGAGUACUCCGAAAUGUCAAUGAAAUUCGAUCGACAUACGGAUUCAGAGAACGUUAACUUUGUGAUUUUAUCAGAUGAUUGGACCAAGUCUGUAUUAUUACAAAACGAUAGAACAAUUGAAUUUCAUACACAUGGUGGAAUAUAUUAUAAGACUAGGAUUCCCAAAUUUGGCAGAGAUUUGGUAUAUCAUUAUCCAUCAUGUGAUUUACUUAUAGGAGCAUCGUCUCAUGAAGUAUAUAGACUAAAUUUAAAUCAAGGAAGAUUUUUAAAUUCAUUUUCAACAGAUUCGACAACAGGAAUAAAUGUUACAAUAAUAAAUCCUGCACAUCAAUUAUUUGGAUUUGGUACUGAAAAUGGUACAGUAGAAUUAUGGGAUCCAAGAUCAAGAUCACGAAUUGGAUUAUUAGCACCGCAAUUACCUUCUUUCUCAGAAAAUAAUAGUAAUUUAUUUCAAGUUACAGCCAUGGAAUAUAAAAAUGAUGGACUUUCUUUAGCAAUAGGAACUUCUACUGGACAUAUCUUAUUAUAUGAUUUAAGAAGUUCAAAACCUUGGUUGGUUAAAGAUCAUCAAUAUGGUUAUCCUAUUAAAAAAUUAUUUUGGUAUGAUGAUGUUAUCGGUAAUGAAGGAAAAUCUAAAGUUAUUAGUGCUGAUAGCAAAAUUAUGAAAAUUUGGGAUAAGGAUAAUGGAGCAAAUUUUACUUCAAUAGAACCUAAUACGGAUAUUAAUGAUUUUUGUGUUGUACCGGAUUCCGGAUUAAUUUUUAUUGCUAAUGAAGGUAUACAAAUUGGUGCUUUUUAUAUUCCUUCGUUAGGUCCUGCACCAAAAUGGUGUUCAUUUUUGGAUAAUUUGACGGAAGAAAUGGAAGAAAAUCCGCAACAAAAUAUUUACGAAAAUUAUAAAUUUGUCACUAGAAAAGAAUUAGAAACCCUUGGUAUGGAUCAAUUGAUUGGAUCAAAUGUAUUAAAACCAUAUAUGCAUGGUUUCUUUGUAGAUUUACAAUUAUACGAGAAAGCAAAACUUAUUUCUAAUCCAUUUGCAUAUGCUGAUUAUCGAGAAAAAAUAAUUAAAGAAAAACUUGAAAAGGAAAGGGAAUCGCGUAUAAGAGUAACCAAAAAAUUACCCAAAGUUAAUAAGGAAUUAGCAAGUAGAUUAAUAAAAUCUUCGGAAAAGAAGAGGAAAAUUCUUCAAUAUGAAGAAGGAAGAACUGCCACUGUUUCCGCUGUUGAUGAAGUUAAUAAUUUACUCAAAGAUGAUAGAUUCGCUGAAUUAUUUACUAAUCCAGAAUAUGAAAUUGAUGAACAACAAAAUUUAUUACACCCAACUAAGAAAAAUUUGAAGAAUAACGAUGAUGAUGAGGAGGAGGAGGAUGAGGAGGAUGAAGACGAACAGAUGAAUGAAUCUGACGAAAGCGGCACGUCUAUGGAGACUGACAGCGAUGAAGAUUUAAUAACUCAAUUAAAUAAACAUAAAGGAGUUAAAUCGAAAAAGACAAAAGAUGAACCUAUACGUAAUAUUCAAUCUACGUCAAAAUUGCAAAAAAAUAAGGGAUCAAAUGGAAAAUGGGGUAAUAUGGGUGAAAUGACAAUGACAUUUAAAUUAAAUAAUAAAAAUAAAAAAGAUAAUGAUUACAAUAAUCAGAAUCGUAAUAGAAGAUCUGCUAGCAAGAAUUUCUUCAGAGGGUUAAACUAA